CGUGAGGCCCUGGAGAGAGUCGCAGCUGCCAUCAAGUCCCGCCAGGCACAUCGGGUCGUGCGGUCCCUCCCCAUCAACUGUGCCAUCUUAGAACAGGGCCCCAGGUGGAUCCCAGGCAAGUUUAUAAAACCAUACCGGGAAGACAUCGUGAAGGAAAGCCACCCCCCGGACCACUCCCCCGAGACGACAGCUCCAGCGGAUACCACCGUUGCCUGGAGUUGGAGGAAAAGGAAGGGAAGCAGACCCAUUGACGCCGCCACAAGGACUUUGAUAACUAAUCGAUACUUCCCACCGGCUUGGACAGUUUACCCCCUGACCCCAACCCCAACCAUUCCUUACCCUUUCCCGUCCUACCACUUUCCUCGCCCCCCUUACCCUCACACCUGACCCCACGUUUUUUCUGUUUCAAUGUUAAUUUAAACGGGGGAGGAUGGGGAUUUGAAGGGACCUUGGUCUUAUUCUCUUUUUGUAUGUUCGAGUUAUUAGAUUACCGACCACCCAGAUGGCAAUUACAUCAGCCAGAACACCCCGCAGCGACCGGCUUCCUGCAGCUGCCUUCGUCACCAUCUUAUGGCUCCACCUGGCAGGAAGCUGGCUCGUGCCACAGCCCAAGGAAAACGUCUGGGUCAUGCUGGCAAAGUCUAUAGGACAAGAACAGCUUUGCAUGGCCAUGGGCAGUGUAGACAAUCCGUUGUCUACAUGCCUGGUGGGAGUCCCCCUGUCCGAAAAUGAUUUUCCGUUCACGGGGAUGAAACUCAACCCGGCAGACUCCUGGAUGAGUUGGAUGAGGACACUACCACAGGCACCACAGGAACCCCAGGAAUUGGACCUACUGGGGUCCACAAGGGUCCACUUUUGUAUUCGGUUUUAUACUAAGGCCCCACAAACAAAACCGGGGCAAAACAUCAAAGACGUAACACCAGCAAAUAGAAAAUACAUCAAUGAGUGGUGCAAUUACACAGGCCCUGUGUUAUCUAAGUCCUACCCAUUCCCUAAGGAGCUCCCUCGGGGUGUGUUUCUCAUCUGUGGGGACAGGGCGUGGGCUGGGAUCCCCUCCAAUAUCAAAGGGGGUCCCUGUAGCCUUGGCAAGCUUACGAUGCUAACACCCAAUAAAACCCAAAUUCUGGAUUGGAAGAAGAAAAGUCAAUUGGCACGCAAAAAGCGAUCAUAUGGUGAAUUUGACCCAAAUUGCGAUUCCGAAAUUUAUGAUUGGAGUGAGGGAAAGAGGGUCGCCGCUUCUAUUUUUCUACCAUGGUACGCGGCAGCGAAAGCCCUCGGUGAGAUUUCUCACCUGGGGUGUUGGAUGAGUAAGCAGGCCAACGCUACGUCUGCCGCAUUAUCAGACCUCUUGGCAGAAGAAGAGACCACCAGGCACACCACCUUACAGAACAGAGCGGCCAUUGAUUUUCUGCUGCUCGCCCAUGGCCAUAGCUGCGAGGACUUGGAAGGGAUGUGCUGCUUCAAUCUGACAUCGAAGAGCACAUCCAUCCAAGCCAACAUCCAGCGGAUCCAGGCGUUAGUCAAAGACUUAAAGACUGAAACAGGGCUGUGGAUGCGGUGAACAAGACCUUCUCCCAGUGGGGUGUU
Molecule: messenger RNA, 1587 nt
Organism: Vidua macroura (Pin-tailed whydah)
Lineage: Eukaryota; Metazoa; Chordata; Aves; Passeriformes; Viduidae
Exons: 2
Coding region: 503-1561 (352 amino acids)
Source: RefSeq, a predicted model, not a curated record